This is a messenger RNA of Engraulis encrasicolus (European anchovy), 2976 nucleotides long. Its product is annotated as zinc finger protein 260-like. Gene Ontology annotation, biological process: regulation of DNA-templated transcription. Lineage: Eukaryota; Metazoa; Chordata; Actinopteri; Clupeiformes; Engraulidae. Bases 251 to 2089 code for a protein of 612 amino acids. The transcript is spliced from 6 exons. The record is from RefSeq and is a predicted model, not a curated record. Gene Ontology annotation, molecular function: DNA-binding transcription factor activity, RNA polymerase II-specific; RNA polymerase II cis-regulatory region sequence-specific DNA binding.
UUCGCCAUGACACCUUGCAUGUCGUCUUUUACACGGGAUGCAUUUGUUUCUGAAUUUUUAAAAACUCUUAUCGGGUUUUGGCUGAAUCUUCUUCGUCGAAAACAACCACACGCUCCAUUAUUUCCACGUAAAUAUCGCAUCUUAAACAUUUGAUAGUAAUUAUUCAUGGAAGAGCGAGGGGUUCAAAGGAAAGCUGAACGUGGAUAGGCUGUAGCAGAAAGCUGCUGUGUGUUCGUGGAUAGUCCUGAGCAUGGAUUCGGAAUGUAAUUCGCUGCUCUUCAAGUCAAGGUUACAGGAAAACGAGGUUAAUCUGCAGCAGUUACUGGAGUAUGAAGAACAACAAGUGUGUCAAUGCCAGACCCUGAGACUGCAGGUAGAAGAUCUCCAGAAAAGACUUGAGGAGAAGGACAACAAACUCACUGAGGCGAAUAAGGUGAUCAGAGCACUGAAGGAUGAGGUGCAGACACUGCAGCAACGGCUGGAGCAACAGAGACGGACGAACCGAGAUGACGACACGAUUGGACAGAGACGUCAGCAAGGUCAGCGUGCAAGAGGAAAAUACAUCACUGCAUUGGGUUGUGAGAUUCCACCAAACGCCUCAACAGACACACCGACAUCACAGGAACUGGAGGAUGACUCAGCAGAUUUUCCAGCGUCUCCUGCUUAUGAUGAUGAUGAUGCACUGACAUUACGACGGCAACUGAAACUGCCUGUGCUGUCAGUGAAGCUACUAGACUGCCGUGAACUGCUGGGGCCUGACGGAGUUUUCAGUAUUCAACCUGUAGAGGACAUCAGCGAUGACGAUUACAAUGACGGCUACAGAGGUUAUCAGGAUGACGACAGUGACUUUGACCCAGCAGAUCCUUGCCUUGAGCCUGCAGCUGUGAGGGAACAGAAGAGGCAGAGCAGAGGAGUCGGGAAAGUCAACAAAGCCAAGGCCAAAAAGUAUCACUACGACAAACGUUUUGCAUGCACAGAAUGCGAAAUGAUAUUUAGAUUUCCAAGCCGGCUGUCUCAUCACCAAAGAGUGCACGCCAAAGAGAAAAAGCGUAUCACUGCCAUGGCCACUGCAUUUGAUGACGUAUCCAUUGAAUAUACACAUGAAAGUGCGUCCACCGACUCACCCAACGCUGAGAGUCAACAGCCCUCUUUUGAAUGUGACGUCUGUGGGAAGAUUCUUUCUACCAAAACGUGUCUCAAAGUUCACAAUAGACUGCACACAGGUGAAAUGCCAUACGCCUGCAAAGUUUGCGACAAAACUUUCAGGCAGUUAAAUGGACUCAUCCAACACCAAAAACACCAUUCACAGAUGACUGGUGAAAAGCCUGUCAAAGUAAAAAAGAAAAAGGACGUAGCGCACAAGUGCUCGCUUUGCCCCAAGGAAUUCUCAUAUUUAUCAAAAUUAGAAAAACAUUUUAGAAUAGUACAUUCAGGAAAGAAACCCUACCUUUGUAGACAUUGCCCCAAGAGAUUCAGCAGUCAUUCGAAUCGGAAAAGUCACGAAACUCACGCCCAUACAGACGAGAAACCUUUCGAGUGUCUGGUGUGUCAGAAGACAUUCAAAACGAAACUUAUCCUUAAAAAUCAUGAGUCGACACACUCUGCACUGAAGCAGUUUACCUGCACGUACUGCAACAAGGGUUUUAGACGUCCUGACCAGCUAAAGGUACACAUAAGAAGACACACAGGAGAGAAGCCCCACAUGUGCUCAGUCUGCGGCGCCAGUUUCGUUAAAAGCUGUGGUCUCACAAAACACCUCCGUCGACACACAGGCGAGAGGCCUUACCUUUGCUCUUUUUGUGGGAAGGCCUUCAGUCACGCUCACAUACUGAGGACCCACCAGAGAAUUCACACUGGAGAAAAACCCCACCAGUGCACCAUCUGUGGGGAGAGUUUUGCCUACCCACAGCCCUUGCAGGCACACGAGAAGAAAGUACACAAUAUCGUUUCCCACGAGUGUCGAGAGUGUGGGAAGAGCUUUAAAUCAGAUCGAGGAGUAAAAUAUCAUGACUGUAUUAAAGGUCCAAAUAGCACUCCAGCAAAUGAUGACAAAGGGACCGAUUUAGCGAAGUGCACUGAGGGUCAUUGAAGCGGCAAAGUGCAUUGAGGGGGCUGAAGCAGCCCAGGACAUUGAGGAGAUUGAAGCAGGAAGGUACAUCCCAAACAUGGAGAUGUAUGAUGAAGAAAUUGCUUUAAAGGGACACUGUGUGAGAUUUUUAGUUGUUUAUUUCCAGAAUUCAUGCUGCCCAUUCAGUAAUGUUACCUUUUUCAUGAAUACUUACUAGAGAUGCACCGGAUCCUGAUUUUUAGGAUCCUGCCGGAUACCGGAUCUACUGCUUAAGAUCCUGCCGGAUCCGGAACCGGAUACCGGAUCCUACGAAAGGGUUGAAACACAUAGCCUACUCACACACGUGGGCCCUUUUUAUCACGUUGGCUCAAACUAUUUUGACUUAAAAGCCUCGGCUACCGGAUCCUGGAUCCUGGAACCGGAUCCGGAUAGUCUGAAAAACCCCUAUUAUCCUGCCGGAUCCGGAACCGGAUCUUGGAUCCUGUACAUCUCUAAUACUUACCACCAGCAUCAAAUUCUAAGUAUUCAUUAUGACUGGAAAAAUUGUGCUUUUCAUACAUGAAAAGAGGGAUCUUCUCCAUGGUCCGCCAUUUUGGAUUUCCAAAAAUAGCCAUUUUUAGCUGCAAAAAUGACUGUACUUGGACCAUACUAGAAAAUAUUUGUUUAAUACUUAGUAAACUUUCAUGUAAAGGUCAAAGGGCAGGUUGCUAUCUUUGGGUCUCUCUUGUUUCACAUGUUACACAACAUUGCCAUUUUGGUCAUACUGACUACUUAAGACUUAAUGCUGGAAAUAUUGAAGGGAAUAAAGGAUUGUGAGAGGCCUACAUUUUGGUAAUGGAAACAAAAAUAUUUGUGAUGUGUCUUUCUUUGUCAUAAACAGGUAAUAACACUAUGUUUAUGUAUCUCUG